Messenger RNA from Blastocystis hominis, 469 nucleotides. RefSeq lists its product as hypothetical. The coding region runs from base 57 to 431 and encodes 124 amino acids. The transcript is spliced from 4 exons. Gene Ontology annotation, cellular component: ribosome. NCBI's taxonomy places the organism in Eukaryota, Bigyra, Opalinata, Blastocystidae. The record is from RefSeq and is a predicted model, not a curated record. Gene Ontology annotation, molecular function: structural constituent of ribosome. Gene Ontology annotation, biological process: translation.
AAACUGCACUGUCAAUAAUGUCUGAAGCUGCCGUAACCGUCCGCGUGAGAAAGUUUAUGAGAAACCCUCUGUUGAAGCGUCGCCAGAUGACCGUCGAGGUGAUUCAUCCCAAGCGUGCCUCCGUGUCCAAGGAUGAGCUUAAGAACAUCCUUUCCAAGAAGUACAACGUGAAGGAUGAUAAGUGCAUUAUCCUCUUCGGAUUCCAAAUUGCCUUCGGAGGUGGUCGUUCUUCUGGCUUUGCUUUGAUCUAUGACUCGCUCGAUGACGUGAAGAAGUUCGAGGCUAAGUAUCGUCUUGCUCGUUUCGGCAUUCAGGAGCAUACCAGACAGGGUCGUAAGAUGCUGAAGGAAAAGAAGAACCACCAGAAGAAGAUCUGGGGAACUGGCCGUCGUGCUGCUCUGCACAAGGCCAAGAAGGCUCAGGACGAUUAAGCUUGACUCGUUCUCUGUUGUAUGGUGUGGUUACAACU